This is a messenger RNA of Rhea pennata, 1695 nucleotides long. It is a transcript of the gene DPYSL5, whose product is annotated as dihydropyrimidinase like 5. NCBI's taxonomy places the organism in Eukaryota, Metazoa, Chordata, Aves, Rheiformes, Rheidae. The record is from RefSeq and is a predicted model, not a curated record. Gene Ontology annotation, cellular component: cytoplasm. Bases 1 to 1695 code for a protein of 564 amino acids. Gene Ontology annotation, molecular function: hydrolase activity, acting on carbon-nitrogen (but not peptide) bonds. The transcript is spliced from 12 exons.
AUGCUCGCCAACGCGGCCACGAUGCGGAUCCUCAUCAAGGGGGGGAAGGUGGUGAACGACGACUGCACGCUGGAGGCGGACGUCUACAUCGAGAACGGCAUCAUCCAGCAAGUGGGCCGCGAGCUCAUGAUCCCCGGCGGGGCCAAGGUCAUCGACGCCACCGGCAAGCUCGUCAUCCCCGGCGGCAUCGACACCAGCACCCACUUCCACCAGACCUUCAUGAACGCCACCUGCGUGGAUGACUUCUACCACGGCACCAAGGCAGCCCUGGUGGGAGGGACGACGAUGAUCAUCGGCCACGUCCUGCCCGACAAGGAGACGUCGCUGCUGGACGCCUACGAGAAGUGCCGCAGCCUGGCUGACCCCAAGGUGUGCUGCGACUACGCCCUGCACAUGGGCAUCACCUGGUGGGCGCCCAAGGUGAAGGCGGAGAUGGAGACGCUGGUGCGGGAGAAGGGGGUGAACUCCUUCCAGAUGUUCAUGACCUACAAGGACCUCUACAUGCUGCGCGACAGCGAGCUCUACCAGGUCUUCCGCGCCUGCCGCGACUUCGGCGCCAUCGCCCGCGUGCACGCCGAGAACGGCGAGCUGGUGGCCGAGGGAGCGAAGGAGGCGCUGGAUCUGGGCAUCACGGGGCCCGAGGGCAUCGAGAUCAGCCGGCCUGAAGAGCUGGAAGCCGAGGCCACGCACCGCGUCAUCACCAUUGCCAACAGGACCCACUGCCCCGUCUACCUGGUGAACGUCUCCAGCAUGUCGGCGGGGGACGUGGUGGCCGCCGCCAAGAUGCAAGGGAAGGUGGUGUACGCGGAGACGACCACGGCGCACGCCACGCUCACCGGGCUGCACUACUACCACCAGGACUGGUUCCACGCCGCAGCCUACGUCACCGUGCCGCCCCUCCGCCUGGACACCAACACCUCCGCCUACCUCAUGAGCCUGCUCGCCAAUGACACGCUGAACGUCGUCGCCUCCGACCACCGGCCCUUCAGCACCAAGCAGAAGGCCAUGGGCAAGGAGGACUUCACCAAGAUCCCGCACGGCGUCAGCGGGGUGCAGGACCGCAUGAACAUCAUCUGGGAGCGAGGCGUGGUCGGGGGCAAGAUGGACGAGAACCGCUUCGUGGCCGUGACCAGCUCCAACGCCGCCAAGAUCCACAACCUGUACCCGCGCAAGGGCCGCAUCAUCCCCGGGGCCGACGCCGACGUCGUCGUGUGGGACCCUGAGGCCACCAAGACCAUCUCGGCCAGCACCCAGGUGCAAGGGGGAGACAUCAACCUCUACGAGAACAUGCGCUGCCACGGGGUGCCCCUGGUCACCAUCAGCCGCGGGCGCGUGGUCUACGAGAACGGCGUCUUCAUGUGCGCCGAGGGCACCGGCAAGUUCUGCCCCCUCCGCUCCUUCCCGGACUCCGUCUACAAGAAGCUGGUGCAGCGGGAGAAGAGUUUAAAGCUCAGGGGUGUGGAUCGCACCCCGUACCUGGGGGACGUGGCCGUGGUUGUGCAUGCCGGGAAAAAAGAGACGGGGACGCCCCUGGCCGAUACGCCCACCCGGCCGGCCACCCGACACGGGGGCAUGAGGGACCUUCACGAGUCCAGCUUCAGCCUAUCCGGUUCGCAGAUCGAUGACCACGUUCCAAAGCGAGCUUCGGCCCGGAUUCUCGCUCCCCCCGGAGGCCGGUCGAGCGGCAUUUGGUAA